Messenger RNA from Trypanosoma grayi, 801 nucleotides. RefSeq lists its product as hypothetical. Bases 1 to 801 code for a protein of 266 amino acids. The record is from RefSeq and is a predicted model, not a curated record. The transcript has a single exon. Lineage: Eukaryota; Euglenozoa; Kinetoplastea; Trypanosomatida; Trypanosomatidae.
AUGCCGGGUGUUCGGUGGUCUGUGCUGCAGACGUUUCUACUGCUAAUAGUGUUGCUGUGCUCACAGGUAACGGCCGCUGCCGAUGCGGACCACAAAGCCGCGUUGCUGCGCUUGCGCGAGGCGAUUGCCCACCACGAUGUAGCGGAGGUGCGACACAUCAUUGACGAGGGUACAGUCAAGCCACAGAUUGCUUACCGAAUGCCGUCACCUCUCUACUGGGUGGUGAUUGAACAGGUGGACUCCGAAAAUCUUGCCCGCAUAACACAGCUACUAUUGGAGCAUUUCGGUGAGAGUAAUUACGACUACGAUAGGCACCACCCGCUGACUCUUGCAGUUCGACACCAUCUUUCGCGUGUAGUGACUACACUGUUGAAUUGGCCAGGUACUGUGAAGGAGGUCCUUGCCAAAUAUCUCCGCUGCGAAGAUAUUAGGCAUCUUCCUAGGUCUGUGAAGGUUGUCGUAACGCAUGAUAGCCAUACUUGCUUCCGAAACAUCGCUCGUAUGGUGGAAUUUGAGCAUAGUGAAUUAGCACAGGCGAUGCGGCACCAUCAGCGCACUGGGGAAGAAGCGACGCCCAAAGAGUUCGAGUGGUCAAAUCCGUUCUUGACGCCGCCGCCAGGGAGGAAGCCUCCGACCAAGGAACUCGUAAUGAACCCACGAGCUUUCCAGGAUUUCUCCGAAGCGGUUAUGUAUUACUUCCUUGGUGAGUGGGGCAGUGUAUAUAACCUCACUUUCAAGGCUAUUAUUUUGGCCUUCUGGUUGUUGACGUGUGGUGUUUUUGGGGCUGCGGUGCGUGGUUAG